Molecule: messenger RNA, 1675 nt
Organism: Arvicanthis niloticus (Nile rat)
Lineage: Eukaryota; Metazoa; Chordata; Mammalia; Rodentia; Muridae
Source: RefSeq, a predicted model, not a curated record
UGGUGCAAACGGGUGGCUCUGGCCUUCCCUGGAAACUGCCUGGAGAGGAGACAGCCUCUCAGUGUAUUUGCAGCCUUCACAGAUCAGGCUGCGUCUGCCCACGCCUGUCCAUUGCAAGAUGGUGCCACAUUUUCCCUGGUGAGAACCUGAGGACAGACCCUACCAUGAGUGUCACCCCAGAGGUCAAGAGUCGUGGGAUGAAGUUUGCUGAAGAGCAGCUGCUGAAGCAAGGAUGGACUCAAGGCAAGGGCCUGGGCCGGAGAGAGAAUGGCAUUACCCAGGCCCUCAAGGUGACACUGAAGCAAGAUACCCAUGGGGUGGGACACGACCCUGCCAAGGAAUUUACAGACCACUGGUGGAGUGAUCUCUUCAACAAGACUGCUGCCAGCUUAGUAGUAGACUCCGGGAAGGAUGGAGUGCAGAUAAGGCGUCUUUCCAAGGAGACCACCCAGCGCAGUCACCCCAAGCCCAGUUUGCUGUAUCAGAAGUUUGUGAAGACAGCCACACUAACCUCAGGUGAAGAGAAGCCUGACAGAGACUUGGGGAGCUGCAGUGAUGUUGACAACCAUGAACCCAUGCCCCCAAAGAUUGUGACGGAUGAGAUGCUACUCAAAGCUUGUGAGGGGCGAACAGCACACAAGGCUGCCCGGAUUGGAAUCACCAUGAAAGCCAAGCUUGCUCGCCUGGAGGCCCAAGAGCAGGCCUUUCUGGCUCAGCUCAAAGGCUCAAAGGACAUGGGCGCCUCUCAACCACUGACCGACAGUGAGCCUUCCCAAAAAAAGAAAAAGAAGAGGAAGAAGAAAGAGGAGGAAGAGGCUGCAACAACUGAAAAGAGUCUUGGUGAGGAGCUCCUGGAACACACCGACAAGAGCUUCAGGAAAAGCAAGAAGAAGAAAAAGAGGCAGAAAGAUGAGAGAGGGGGAACGGCUGUAGGAAGUGAGGAGGAAGAGGCUGCAGGAGAGAAUGGACUUGGAGAACUGAGCACAGAGCUAUCUGAUCAGUCUUCCAGGAAAAAGAAGAAAAGGAGGAAGCAGCGCCAUGAAGAAGAGGGGGAGAUAGUCUGUGAUGAAGGAGGCAGAGAUGUGACAGGCAGGCCAAAGGCAGUCAACAGUGGAGCAGAUAAAGACCCCAAGAGAAGCAGCAAGAAGCGUCAGAUGUGUGGGGAGGACUUGGAUACCCAAGAGGAGGAAGGGAAGGCUGACCUAACAAGAGGAGAGAGAAAGGUCGGAAGAAAAGACAAAAAGAAAAGCCAGCAGUGCUCUGAGGAGCUCUUGGAUGUCAGCAGUAAAGAUGAUGGCAGGACUCAGGAAGCAGAGGAUGAGGUGAGAGAAGUCAGCCACACCCAAGACAGAGCCAAAAAGAAGAAGCGGAAGAGGGACUGAGGGUCUAAUACUGAUCUCAGCUCACUCCUUUUCAGGGGUAGCCUGCUUUGGGGCAGGGUUUCUGCACACUCCUCUGCAAGCAGCUCUGGAGCACCAGUCUGCUGAGGGGAACCAAAGCAUUCUAUGCUAGCUGAGGGGUGAACAUGGUCCCCUGUGAAACUUCCUGUCCAAAAAGUAUAAACCUGGUGCCCAGCAGCUCACCAGCUAAAGGAUGGUGGGAAGAGGAACCAGGAUGCAGGAAUAUUUGGAAUGUCUCUUCUAAAAGUCUGAAAAUGUAGACUUCAUGAAAUGUC